Messenger RNA from Pecten maximus, 1982 nucleotides. Its product is annotated as vesicle transport through interaction with t-SNAREs homolog 1A-like. The coding region runs from base 53 to 706 and encodes 217 amino acids. The transcript has 8 exons. The record is from RefSeq and is a predicted model, not a curated record. Gene Ontology annotation, biological process: intra-Golgi vesicle-mediated transport; retrograde transport, endosome to Golgi; Golgi to vacuole transport. Gene Ontology annotation, cellular component: Golgi apparatus; endoplasmic reticulum membrane; ER to Golgi transport vesicle membrane. NCBI's taxonomy places the organism in Eukaryota, Metazoa, Mollusca, Bivalvia, Pectinida, Pectinidae. Gene Ontology annotation, molecular function: SNAP receptor activity; SNARE binding.
UAUUUUGAUCGGGAACCCUCUGCAGUUUACUAUAGCAUAUGAAAAUGACAGAAUGGCGUCACUGAUCGAAUCGUACGAGCAACAAUAUUCCAGCCUGACAGCUGAUAUUACUCACAAUAUUAGUAAAAUAUCAAAUACACAUGGAGCUGAGAAGCAAAAAUACAUCAGACAGGUUGACAAACUGUUUGAUGAGGUGUCCGAACUGCUGGAACAGAUGGAGUUGGAGGUGAAAGAUUUACCAUCAAGAGAUAAACAGAAGUAUCAGACUCGUGUCAAAAGUUAUAAAACUGAGCUUGGAAAACUACAGACCGACACACGGCGAGCUAAACUUGGUAUAGAUAGCAGUCGAGAUGAGCUUCUAGGAGAUGACACACAUGAGUCUGAGGAUCAGAGAAAAAGACUUUUGGACAACACAGAUUCCCUGGAUCGUUCUUCACGGCGGUUGGAUCAUGGAUACAGAAUUGCUCUGGAGACUGAGGAAAUGGGUGCCCAAGUUUUACAGGACCUAAGUGGUCAAAGACAGACUAUACAGCGAUCAAGAAAUAGGCUUGAAGAAAUGAAUAGCAGUCUCGGAAAAAGUUCUCGUGUCUUAUCUGGGAUGAUGAGAAGGAUUAUACAGAACAGAUUGAUGUUGGUGAUUAUUUGUGCAAUAUUACUUUUGGUGAUAGGAUUAGCUAUAUAUUUCAUUGUGAAAAGAAACUCUUGAUGGUGGUCCUUGACUUUUAUAGAAUAAAACUUGUGGGAUCAUGACAGUGGCAAUAUUGAUGGGAUUCUGAGGGAAAUGCUGUCAACAGACCUUUUAUCAUCGGGGACACACAUGAUUGAUGCUGUACAACAUUAAGGAGAAUUCUUCAGAUCAAGAAGUAGACAGAGUAAUGGCGUAAAUUCUACAUAUCUACAAACACUGCUGGACAAAUUAGGGGUCUUAGUUGCUUCAAUACUCAAUAUUAAUUUGAUAAUAUAUUUAUUACAUUUUUAACAGUAAAAUAUUAAGAAUGAUCAAUUUAAUAAUUGUUUAUCACUGCUUAUAUCAUCACUAGUUAUGAUAUGACUGUUUGUAUUGAUCUAUCAGAGUGAUAUUUUGAUAUCAUCUCUAGUUAUGAUAUAACUGUUGGUAUUGAUCAAUCAGAGAGAUAUUUUGAUAUCAUCACUAGUUAUGAUAUAACUGUUGGUAUUGAUCAAUCAGAGAGAUAUUUUGAUAUCAUCACUAGUUAUGAUAUAACUGUUGGUAUUGAUCAAUCAGAGAGAUAUUUUGAUAUCAUCACUAGUUAUGAUAUAACUGUUGGUAUUGAUCAAUCAGAGAGAUAUUUUGAUAUCAUCACUAGUUAUGAUAUAACUGUUGGUAUUGAUCUAUCAGAGAGAUAUUUUGAUAUCAUCACUAGUUAUGAUAUAACUGUUGGUAUUGAUCAAUCAGAGAGAUAUUUUGAUAUCAUCACUAGUUAUGAUAUAACUUGGUAUUGAUCAAUCAGAGAGAUAUUUUUAUAUCAUCUCUAGUUAUGAUAUAACUUGGUAUUGAUCAAUCAGAGAGAUAUUUUGAUAUCAUCACUAGUUAUGAUAUAUAUAACUGUUGGUAUUGAUCAAUCAGAGAGAUAUUUUGAUAUCAUCACUAGUUAUGAUAUAACUGUUGGUAUUGAUCAAUCAGAGUGAUAUUUUUAUGUUAUCUCUAGUUAUGAUGUAACUUUUGGUAUUGAUCAAUCGGAGAGAUAUUUUCUAUUUACCACAUUGAAAUAUGUUUUCGGUUAAGAUGUAAAUUAAGUGUUGGUAGAAUAUUAAGUGGUUAUCGAGGGAUAUUUUGCUACACCUUUAGCAGUUUUGAAUCACAUACAUAUUUAUCAUAAUUUUGCAAAAAAACCUUGUAAGGUAACAAUAGGAAAUGCUGAAUACUCUGAUUUCUAUGCUUUUUAGCUCACCUGGUCCGAAGUUUUGCAGAAUUGAUAUAAACGACUUCUGCUCUGAAACUAAGCAAUGGAUAUCGCUCAUAU